Molecule: messenger RNA, 4526 nt
Organism: Cylas formicarius (sweet potato weevil)
Lineage: Eukaryota; Metazoa; Arthropoda; Insecta; Coleoptera; Brentidae
Gene: Gfrl
Exons: 15
Coding region: 171-2798 (875 amino acids)
Biological process (GO): nervous system development
Cellular component (GO): signaling receptor complex; external side of plasma membrane
Molecular function (GO): signaling receptor activity
Source: RefSeq, a predicted model, not a curated record
UUAUUUUUUAACAUCCCGUAUACAGUCGCGGGACUUCCAAAAAGUCGACGCGUCACUACGGGGCAUUCGGUUGUUAAUGAUUGCAUACCGCAGUUAAGCAUUAGAGUUUGCAGUCAGCGGCAGCGGCACGAGGAGCGCAAAGCUUCACGGACCGCGUAACGAAAGCUCGAAUGCGACUAGUAGGAAGCGCUGGCGCGGGAGCUUUUUCAUUCUGUACCGCGGCAUGUUCGUUGCCAUGUGAUUCACCACAUCCGCAUUACAACUGUCGCUUCAACGCGUGCCAAAACGUUUUUAGACGUUCGCGCGGUAAAAAGGACUCGAAGGACGGUAGGAAAGAAAUGGCCAGCGGCAGACGACUUCUUUUGUUUUUGGUUUUGAUGUGCGGUCCAAACACUAAAUCGGCAGUUGCCAUUCUGAAUUGCCUGUUGGCUCGUCAAUUGUGCUUUGAGGAUGCUUCCUGUUCCUCCAUUUUGGAAAUAAUUCCACUAGUUUGCGGUCCCGAAGUUGUUGCCUGUUCGACUGUGACGGUUACAAAAUGCCAGGCAGCAUUACGCACACUACAGGCGUUUCCGUUUUUCAAACCCACAUGUCUCUGUCGUGAGCCACAUAUGGACCCCGAGUGCAACUCGUUCAGAGAUUUCCUUUUCGAUCAUCCGUGCAUGUUCGUCAAGGAAAAAGAGAAAGACCCUUAUCCAAUUGACGCGCUGCCAACUUGCACCCAUGCCCAUUUCGUAUGUCAGCAAGAACCGAAAUGCAUUAAGUUAUACGAGGACUUUAAAAUGCACUGCAAAGUCAGAGAGAACAAAUGUCGCAUGGACGACAGGGUACAAUGUUUUGAAGCCUGGACCAACCUGCACAAAUCUCCCAUGUUCGGAUGUAUUUGUCCGAAUAAUCACAUGAAAAAACGAUGCGAUAGGAUAUUUAGCAUGGUGAACCACAAUCCGUGUGUUGCUUCAGACAAUACCUCAACAUACUACGACGACAUAACGCUUAAAAAUCCGCUGGUAGACGCGAUCCAUGGCCAAGAAGCUCAUGCGGGCUACGACCGCAUAUCUGUUUCCGUUUUAAAGAACAAACCUUACAGCGACCACCGGCAGUAUCCUGAAGAGGAAGAAACACAACCGAAUGGUCAAACGGGAAACGCAAUACAUCAAAGUACUUCGGAGGAAGUGGAGCGUGAAAAGCUUGUAUUUCAAAGCACAUGUCACACGGCAAUGGAAAGCUGCAACAAUAAUUACCAGUGCCGGAGAUUGUUGUCGCCCGUUUUGUUACACUGCGAUGUGUCGCAUUGUAAUAGGAACUCGUGCAUGGAGGCCCUUCAGGGCUUCUAUGGCAAACCGAACUUUCACUGGAACGUCGAAAUUGCCUUUUGUUUGUGCAAAAAGACUGACAACAAACAAGACGCUUGCGUAAUUGCGCAAGAAAAAUUACAUCCGAUAUGUGCCCAGAGAACUGAAGAAUCACCUCAACCCACAUGUCUCCACAUGGCUGAAGCAUGUAAAGAAAGUAGUUCUUGCAGAGCGAAACUUGAAUAUUACGAGCAAUCCUGUGCGGUCGAUAGUGUAACGAAAAAAUGCGCGGGCUCUCCAGUCGAGUGCAGGAAAUCAAUCCUAGCUAUAUUGGGGACAGAUCUGAGAACUACUUGUGCUUGUAAAGGAGCGGACAUUAGCCAAUUAUAUGAAUGUUUGGGAUGGCAGCGACUGCUCUGGGUCAAUCCGUGCGUUGUCGAUGCGCAGAAGCACUAUCACAUGAAGAAAGCCGCGGAACAAAGUAGACUUACUACUCACAUCCCUACCACGCGAACAACAACCAGCACUACUACCACCACAACCAGUACCACCACCACGGUCCAUCUGACAGAUAUGAAAUCGGUUACAGAAGCCUCACUGAGGGCGAAUACCAUCAUCGAGUUUGUGCCUCCCCCUCAAGCUUUCGUACCUACAUCGACCACCGCCGCUCCGACCACAACUGCUAGGAAGACUACGACCAAACGAACUAGGCCCACUACGACUUCUACUACAGUACCACCAAGGUCGUGUGUGGUGCAACGUCCUCAAUUUCCAGACCAGUUUAUCACGGAGGGAAGCUUUAAACGAAUUUACCACGAAGACGAAUUCGAAUGUUCCGACGUGUGCGAAUGCGAAAUAGGGGAAAAAUUGUCGUGCCGAACCAUUUGCAUCGAUCGGAUGCCUUGCAAGACGGAAUUCGCAUUUUACAACCACGCCGCGCCGGCAUACCAGGCGUUUCGGGGUCGGUGCCUCUGUUACUCAGGAAGAUUUAUCUGCAUGAAGCCAUCUCCCAUGGAUUACUCCUUGCCGCACGGCGUGUACUUAUUUCUCGGAUACAGCGAGGUUGAUGAAAGAGAGUUGAACAGGAACCAUACGACACAUCUGGUUGUUAUUCAGGACGUUGUCAGGGUUUUGCAGAAUUUUAUAAGGGAUAUAAACGAGACGGCCUGCAUAUUGGAGUUUUUCAAUUCUACUAGAGAAAACGUCAUAAUUGUUGGAAAAUUGUCGAACGAAGUGGAUACUACGAAGCUCACUCCAUCAGAACUGCUACUAAAAGAAAAGGAUGAAUGUGCGGAUUACAUGGAAAUAAUCAGCGAUAGAAUAAAUACCAGAAAUGCCGAUUUCAUGUCGCACGUGCUGCUGUCGGUAUUCAAAAUGGCGGAAGUGGAGAUCGUGCCCAUCGAGACGGCUUCGUCGGCGAAAAGAUACAUAUCAGAAAAAUCUAUAUUUUUAUUAAUAUUUUCGGUAAAUUUUAUUGGAUUCCUUGGCAACUUUUUGUCGUGCUCGUGACAAUGAGACUGACGGAUACAUAUCAUAAUAUUGUACUUUAUGAGGUGCGAAGUGUUAUUCUAAACACUUCAUAGCUGAAGAUGUCACACUCUGUACAUAUCAUUGUUGACUAUUAUUGUUACCAUUCAAAAUAGACUACAUUAGUCACAGACUGUCGUUUUAAAGGCAUUGCUCAGACCUUCUAGGUAAAUUUUUAAAUUGAGAAACAACUGUUUAUAUUUUAUUUUACAAAUGCUUUUGGUGUAGGGAUAUCCGGAAAUGUCUUCCUUAUUGUGAGGUGCAAACUCAUAUCACAGGUUAGGAUAUGAUACUAGUUAAACAAACCAAAAUUUUGUCUUCGUCCGUUUUUCGAAAUUGGCGCCGAUAUGUUCAGUAAAUGAUUUUACGAAUACGAAUCCGACGCUAACAAUAAAAUAAUAAGAUCGCACUUAUGGUUUUAUGGAUUAGUUUUUAACAAUUAAAUAAAUUGGGUAAUUAGAAACAGCUGAGAAGAAUGCUUGACUCUUAACAAAUUUUUGGAGUUAAAGGUGUGUAAUUAUUUGUUGUAAAUUUAUUGUUAAAAUUGUCUCAAUAUUUUAAACUAAAUAAAGUUAGAGCUUGCGAAACAAACCUGUGUUGUAGGAGGUUUACUAUAGAAGAAUGGACGACAAAAAAAUUUUACAACCCCCUAAAUAAUGCAAUCACCUUGCGGUAAUGAUAUUAGGCAUAGAAUUAUCCCGUCCACUGGAGCUUUAGCUUUAACUCACCAAGACUUUACAGUGUUUUAGAGUCUCUAGAGAUGUUUCCAAUGUGUCAUGUGACUCUAGUGAAUAUAACUAAUGGUACUAAAGAAAUCUAGAGCAUAUAUGAAGUCCUUAAAAACUGUAGAGUAUUUAAUUAUUGAUGUUAAUACUUUUAUAGGUGAGUAAAUGAUUAUACCUACCUAAUCGUAAGAGUUUUAUAACUUUUCUAAUGCGUUAAGGUUAACAGACACAUCCCCACAUUUUCUACUUAAUUAAAUAAUUCAAUUCUGCCUUAUAUUUGCAGUUUGCUUUUGUAACAGCCGAACGGACGGUUUAAAUAAUAAUAUAUAAUUUUAUUAUAUAAAAUUAUUAUUAUUCACAUUAUAUUUCAACAUAUUUUGAUUUAAAAUAAAUGCUUAAUAUUUGCUUCUGAGAAAAUUUACGUCAAAAUUUUAAAAUGUAACAAUACCGAUUCCUGUUGUUAUUUGCACCGACUGUUAUUCAAACCAUGCGUUUUAUUAUCGUGUAAAAUAGAAGCAAAUGCAAAUUUCGACUGUGCCUAGGUAACCGUGUACUAGCGAAAUCAAUUUCCCGAAUUAUGUACACCCUCCAGGUAUAAAAAUCUGGUUAAUUUUAAUUCAUUACUACCCUGACUGUGUAUUUUGCAGUGUAUACCUCGUAUUAGGAAAAUGUUAGUUUAAUUGAAAAGUUUUAUUAGGUAAAUUAGCUAAAUCUAACCUGUGAUGCAUUCUCACUAGUGUGCUUUGAAAACAAAACCAUGUCAAGGCUUAAAUGUAACAGAUACAUAUCAUAAAAUAGCUUUAAUGUAAAAAUCACAGUGUUAAUAGUACACGACGCGUAUAGAUUGUUAUAGACAAAAAUUAAAUGGAAAAUAUAACUUUUUUUUGCUACUUGACUUUACACCUACCUACAAGUUUUUAGAAAUUAGGUCCAUAGGAAAUUGUAUUGAAUUGUGUUACAAAAUAGAGCUUUUUGAUUUUGUUAA